GAACAAGAACAAUAGACGAGACACUCUCAAACAACCCAUCACAUCAUGAUUGGAAUAUGGAUUCCCGACUUGAGAGAAAGCACCGACGGCCUUCCCUUGGCUACAAAAAUCAGUGACCUGUUCCUUGGUUUUCCGUAUGAUCGAGUACCCGAGAAUUGGAUUCUGCAGCUCGUGCUGCACCCCGGAUCUGUCUUUGCCAUGCUCGCAUUCUAUCUGGUAUCGAAACCGUUGUUUCAACAAAUCGCCAAGCUGGUCGAUCCGAAAGCUACCUGGUUCAUUGUUUCGAUAGCAGAGCACAAUUUUUUGCUAGCAGUCUUCUCGCUGGUGGUUGUAAUCAAUUCUUGGCCCAUUGUCAUCGACCAUUAUCAGCGGUACGUAAGAAACCGGGGCAUAGUAUCUGUCAUCUUCUUCCUACCCGAUGACCGACGGUGUUGUAGUUUGGAAUAAUAUGUGUUCACUCAAACGGAAAGCAAUUUAAAAAUUUGGGCAACGUUGAAAAUGAAUUUGAACACUAACCUACUGCUUCCUUCGUGUCAAAAACAGCUAUGGGGCAUUCGAUACGUAUUGCGAUCCAGAAGGAAGGCUGUGGGAUAAAAAUGGUUCUGGCUUUGGACCAUGGGCUCUUAUUUUUUAUAUAAGUAAAUACUGGGAAUUCGUAGACACGUGGAUCUUGGUCCUGAAGGGGAAGAAACCAAGUUUUCUGCAAGGUGAGAGAUGAAUUUGGCGGCAUUCCAAUAUUAUGGUGUGAACAUUUUGGGGUUUUAUUGAUUGAAUAUAUCUCACACGACUUGUCACGAUCCAAUUCAAUACAGUGUAUCACCAUACGGGUAUAGCCUUCUGUAUGUGGGUCGGUGUGCUCAGUCAAUCCU
Messenger RNA from Pseudo-nitzschia multistriata, 869 nucleotides. Lineage: Eukaryota; Bacillariophyta; Bacillariophyceae; Bacillariales; Bacillariaceae. The record is from the annotation of a GenBank genome assembly.